Alligator mississippiensis (American alligator) is the source of this 677-nucleotide messenger RNA. RefSeq names its product transmembrane protein 141 (gene TMEM141). Bases 63 to 455 code for a protein of 130 amino acids. The record is from RefSeq and is a predicted model, not a curated record. Lineage: Eukaryota; Metazoa; Chordata; Crocodylia; Alligatoridae. The transcript is spliced from 5 exons.
GGCCGGCAGAGGGUGCUGGCGGCCGGGGCUGCGGAGCGGCGGGAGCCGGGCCGGGCCGGGCGAUGGUGAACGUGGGGCUGUCGCGGGUGGACGACGCGGUGGCGGCCAAGCACCCGGCGCUGCCGGAGUACGUGGCCUGCCAGUCCCGGGCCUUCGUGAAGGGCAUGAGCGCCUUGGUCGCAGGCACUGGAGUCGUUCUCGUGCUCCAGAACAUGAUCAGCAAGAGGUGGCCCUACGCGCUGCAGUGGAAGAUGCUGCUGUCUGUGGUGGCAGGUUCCAUCGCUGGCUACGCUGUGACCAAAACAGAGACCCAGAAGUGUUCCAACCUCUGGAUCUACCUGGAGACAGGCCAGUUUCCGCAGGGAGAAACCAGAGAAAAACUCCCCAGCCCAGAACCCACAGAGGACGCGGAAUCAAGGGUGAAGAGGAACAAAUACGGAGAUGAAGUGGAGUAGCUGGGGAAGCUUUGAGCAACUUGCCUGGGCCCAUGGUGGCUUCAGCCCUGCUCCUGCGGCAUGUGUCCCCAGGGCUAUAGCCACAGGGUGAUACCAAGGGACAUAGCAGCAUGCCACCCCUGGCCUGGCAGUCGGUAGGGAAGUGUGGGGAACCUUCAGCUCUCGCUGACCUCUGAGGGAGCAGCAGCAGCUGCUGGGUGCUUAAUAAAGGUGGAUUACAGA